This is a messenger RNA of Lentinula edodes (shiitake mushroom), 996 nucleotides long. Its product is annotated as Deoxyhypusine hydroxylase. The transcript has 6 exons. Gene Ontology annotation, biological process: peptidyl-hypusine biosynthetic process. The coding region runs from base 1 to 996 and encodes 331 amino acids. The record is from RefSeq and is a predicted model, not a curated record. Gene Ontology annotation, molecular function: deoxyhypusine monooxygenase activity. Lineage: Eukaryota; Fungi; Basidiomycota; Agaricomycetes; Agaricales; Omphalotaceae.
AUGUCUCUGUCUGCUACUCAACUAAAAGCUCUCGAAGAUUCUUUGCUGAACACUUCCGGAAAAGUUCUCCUUCACGAUAGAUUUAGAUCGCUAUUCACGCUCAAGUCACUCAAGAACGAAGAUUCAAUAAGAAUUAUAUCAAAAGGUUUCCAGGAUUCUUCUGCGUUGCUCAAGCAUGAACUCGCAUACUGCUUAGGCCAGAUCAGAAAUCCUUUGGCCCUCCCUGUGCUGGAAUCUGUCUUGCGCAAUCCAUCAGAGGAUCCAAUGGUCAGACAUGAGGCAGCUGAAGCCAUGGGAGCCAUAUCUACCGCUGAUUCUAUACCUAUCCUCAAGCAAUAUCUCUCAGAUCCUGAUAGAUCUGUCCGCGAAACUUGCGAAAUCGCGAUUGCGAAAAUUGAGUGGGAUAAAACCGAAGAAGGCGCGAAGAACGACAAGGCUACGAGAGAUGAAAAUCGUCUACCGUUGUACACAUCCAUUGAUCCUGCCCCCGCAACUUCAGGACUAUUAACCGGGGCACCUAGACCUGAGGAGAUUUCUCAAACGAAGAUAGAUGAACUGCGAGAUAACCUUCUUGAUGUUAAUAGGCCUCUCUUUGAACGUUAUCGCGCUAUGUUUGCACUACGAAAUAUUGGCUCUCCAGCUGCAGUCGACGCGCUCGCUGCUGGAUUCUCAGACGAUAGUGCUUUAUUCAAACACGAGAUAGCUUUCGUUUUCGGCCAGCUUCUUUCCCCACACUCAGUGCCAUGUCUCAUUGAAGUACUUCAAAAUAGCACAGAGUCUGACAUGGUGCGACAUGAAGCAGCGGAAGCCCUCGGAGGAAUUGCUACUCCAGAAGUCCUGCCACACCUCAAAGAAUGGGUAGCUAGAGAUGAUGCCCCUGUUGUUGUUCGCGAGAGUUGUCAGGUGGCAUUGGAUAUGUGGGAGUACGAAAAUUCAGGAGAUUUCCAAUAUGCGAACGGUUUGGAAAGCACGUCGACGCCGAUUUCCGUUCUUUAA